Messenger RNA from Manis javanica (Malayan pangolin), 1387 nucleotides. RefSeq names its product aurora kinase C (gene AURKC). Lineage: Eukaryota; Metazoa; Chordata; Mammalia; Pholidota; Manidae. The record is from RefSeq and is a predicted model, not a curated record. Gene Ontology annotation, biological process: protein phosphorylation. Gene Ontology annotation, molecular function: protein kinase activity; ATP binding.
GUGUAUAAAGGCCUGGCCCCAGCGGCCAGAGCCCCAGCUGCUGCGGUGGGUUCCCCGACCUUGUCUCUACGGAGGCACCCUUUGGGUGCCGAUCGCCGCCCGAGGCCGCGGGGGCCGGCAGGACGUCGGCCCGAGUGCUCCCCGCCCCCACCCCUGUCCAGGCUCGCCCGCAGCUGGGCGCCCGGUCAAAGAAGCGCUCGGGAAAGCGUUCUCGCCACCGUCCGUUCUGCUCCCGAGGCCCCCACAGGCUGUGAUGAAGCCGGGCGCCGUUCAGCCGGCAGGUCGCGGGGAUGAGAACCAGCCCCAGAGAGGCCGGAUUGAGGACGCACCGGUGCCAGCUGGCGGGGGGGGCGCUGCAGCGAAGGCAGCGUUGGCCCCCCUCGCCUCCGUCUCCCCUUUUCCAGAAGCUGCGGCAGGUCAGACGCAGCCCAGCAUUCCAAUCGCGAGGCGUCUCACCAUUGAUGACUUCGAAAUCGGGCGCCCUCUGGGCAAGGGGAAGUUUGGGAAUGUGUACCUGGCUCGGCUCAAGGAAAGCCGUUUCCUUGUGGCCCUGAAAGUCCUCUUCAAGUCCCAGAUAGGGAAGGAAGGACUGGAGCACCAGCUGCGCAGGGAGAUUGAAAUCCAGUCCCACCUGCAGCACCCCAAUAUCCUCUGCCUGUACAACUACUUCCAUGACGCACGCCGGGUGUACCUCAUUCUGGAAUAUGCUCCAAGGGGCGAGCUCUACAAGGAGCUGCAGAAGAGCCACACGUUAGAUGAGCAGCGAGCAGCCACGAUAAUGGAGGAGUUGGCAGAUGCGCUGACCUACUGCCACAAGAAGAGGGUGAUUCACAGGGAUAUUAAGCCAGAGAACCUGCUGCUGGGGUUCAGGGGUGAGGUGAAGAUUGCAGACUUUGGCUGGUCUGUGCACACCCCUUCUCUGAGGAGAAAGACAAUGUGUGGGACUCUGGACUACUUGCCCCCAGAAAUGAUUGAAGGGAGAACAUACAAUGAGAACGUGGAUCUCUGGUGCAUUGGGGUGCUCUGCUAUGAGCUGCUGGUGGGAAAUCCACCCUUUGAGAGCAGCUCCCACAGUGAGACCUACAGACGGAUCCUCAAGGUAGACGUAAGGUUUCCCCCCUCAAUACCUUCGGGAGCCCAGGACUUGAUCUCCAGGCUUCUCAGAUACCAGCCUUCCGAGCGGCUGCCGUUAGCCCAGAUCCUGGACCACCCCUGGGUCCAGGCCCACUCUCGGAGGGUGCUGCCUCCAUCUGCUCAGAUGGCCUCCUGAGCUGUCCGUCCUGUUCCUCGGUGUUUGGUCAGGGACCUCUCUUUGCUGUGCUCUUCUAUUUCGGUUUUUUUCUUUUUAGAUGUGAGAUGCUAAUUAAUAAAAGUGGAAUCUUUUUGU